UUGUGGAAAUACCCCACAUGAAGAGAAGAAUAGAACAGGCAAUUCUGGCGUCUUCUCUCCAGACACCUUGAGCAAUGGGCACCAGGGAAGUUUAUCAUCACACACACAAGACCAGGACAGAAAUAUUGAAGAACUAGAAAUGACUGGGGCACAGAACUUAAUACCCAGUCUGAGACCUCGGUCAUCCCUUCUGCCAUUAAAGAGUUCUGGUCCUUCUUGCCCUCUAUUGCCUUCAGAAACCAAUGCUGGUGAACUCUAUUUUGUGGAACUGGUUAAAGAAGAUGGGACACUUGGAUUCAGCGUGACUGGUGGGAUUAACACAAGUGUACUCUCUGGAGGUAUCUACGUGAAAUCCAUCGUCCCUGGAGGGCCAGCUGCUAAGGAAGGGCAGAUACUUCAGGGUGACCGACUUCUGCAGGUGAAUGGUAUGAGUCUGUGUGGCCUCACCCAUAAACAGGCUGUGCAGUGCCUUAAGGGUCCUGAGCAGGUUGCAAGACUGGUCUUAGAAAGAAGAGGUCCUAGGAUUGCACAGCAGUGUCCUUCUGCUAAUGACAGGAUGGGAGAUGAACACGUGGCUGUUUCCUUGGUAACAGCCUUGCCUGGCAGGCCUGCGAGCUGUGUUUCAGUGACAGAUGGUCCUAAGUUUGAAGUCAAAUUGAAAAAGAAUGCCAAUGGCUUGGGAUUCAGUUUCGUGCAGAUGGAGAGAGAGCGCUGCAGCCACCUCAAGAGAGAUCUCGUGAGGAUUAAGAGGCUAUUUCCAGGGCAGCCAGCUGAGAAGAAUGGGGCCAUAGCAGCUGGUGACAUUAUCCUGGCAGUUAAUGGAAGGCCCACAGAAGGCCUCAUCUUCCAGGAGGUGCUCCAUCUGCUGCGAGGGCCCCCACAGGAAGUCACGCUCCUCCUUUGCCGACCUCCUCCAGGUACACUGCCUGAGAUGGAGCAGGGAUGGCAGACACCCGAACUCUCAGCAGACAAAGAAUUCACCAGGGCAACAUGUACCGACUCAGAGUGGAGCCCCAGCCUGGAUCAAGAGGAUAGCUGGAGGGAUAGUGCUUCUCCAGAUGCAGGGGAAGGCCUGACUUUCAGGCCAGAGUCUUCCCGAAAGGCCAUCAGAGAGGCACAAUGGGGCCAAGACACAGAGAAACCUUGGGCCAGGUCCUUGACACAUCCUCCUGAGUCCCACCCUCAUUUAUGCAAACUUCACCAAGAAAGGGGCACAUCAACAUUGGCGACCUCUUUGGAAAAGGAUAUGAGGCAAAACUGCUAUUCAAUUUGUGAUAUCAGGAAACUUGCAAGAUUUUCCUUGUCAUCUUCUCUAACCAGACUCUCAACAGAUAUUUUCUGAGCACCUUCUCUGCAUGUCUGCAGCACUGUGCAAAAUGCCCUGUCUCUGCAUGGACUGCUCUUUCUAAUCAAGAGGCAUGUGUGGUGAACUUGGGGCAGCUCCUGGAAGGUUUAUCCUUUGACCAUCAUGUCUGCAGCUGCAUCACCAGAUAAUGCGCCUCACCAUUCAUCUGUUUCCUGUAUUCUUCUAUGGGGAGUAAAUGUCACUCCAGCUGGCUAUCUCUCUAAAUAGGCACAUUUUCAGUGCUCAGAAAAGGACCUGAUCUUUGCACCAAGUGCUUUGAUAGUUGUCUGCUUGAGUCACUCCCAGUCUCUACCUUGGGCCCUUUCCUUCUAAUCCCUAUGUUGAAAUAGUCAUCUUAACCACAGUCAUAAUCAUUUCAUACUUGCUAAAAACUUACCUUGCAUCAGGAACCAUGGAAGGGCUGUGUCAGAGUUGUAUAAUUUAAGUAUCUCAAUAAUCCUAUAAGCUUCCUGACCUUCGGAUUUUCAGACGAGAAAACUGAGGUUCCAGAGAAGUCACUAAACCUGUCCAAGGUCA
Carlito syrichta (Philippine tarsier) is the source of this 1882-nucleotide messenger RNA. Its product is annotated as putative protein FRMPD2-like. The transcript has 9 exons. The coding region runs from base 140 to 1342 and encodes 400 amino acids. The record is from RefSeq and is a predicted model, not a curated record. Gene Ontology annotation, molecular function: protein binding. Lineage: Eukaryota; Metazoa; Chordata; Mammalia; Primates; Tarsiidae.